AUGGGAGGGGAGUUAGACCCCGCCCCCAGUUCUCCCAGCGGAAGUCCGGCUGCGUUCCUCGAGCGGGCGGAAUCCCGGGAGCAGGCGCGUGUUUCCGGGGGAGUGUCGCGGGCGGCCCUCACUUCCGCCUGCAGUGGAAGCGGGUGUGCUGGGCCGCAGAGGCCCGGGAGCGGUGCUGGCGGCUACGUGUGCGAGCCCGGGGCCGGGGCUGGGGGGUUCCCCCGGCCCCCCCGCGCCCCUCCCGGCCGCCGGGCCGGAGGCGGGGGCCUGGAAGCGGGUGUGCUGGGCCGCAUAGGCCCGGGAGCGGUGCUGGCGGCUACGUGUGCGAGCCCGGGGCCGGGGCUGGGGGCUUCCCCCGGCCCCCCCGCGCCCCUCCCGGCCGCCGAGCCCGAGCCGGGGCCCGCAGCUGCUGCCCAGGCCCUGCGCAGCCUUCCCCGCGGCCUGGCCGUGGGCCCAUCGGGGGCCCGGCGGCGGCGCCUUGGGGUCUGGUGCGUCGGGGCCGCGCUGCGGCAGGGGCUUCUCUGGGGGCCCCUGGAGGAACGGGGGGCCGGGCCUCAGGAGAUGUUGCUGGGCCUGUGGAGGGAUGUGCGUGUGUGUGAGCAGAGCUCAGGGUGGGCCAGUUUGGUGCAACAGGGCCGAAGGAAGAAGGAGGGGAAUGUGGCCCCCGUGAGGAUUGGUGAGAGGCUCCACUUGCAAGUAUCCCAGACCAUCCCACCUGGCUGUGAACUGCUGCUGUGGCCCCAGUCUCCCAGCAUAGGCCCAGGACAUGCAGAGGAACAGCCACUGGCCAUGGAGUCAGGGUCAGAGCUGGGGACCACAGUGCUAACCGAUGGGGUCUCUCCUGGAGAGGAUACAACUGAGCCAUGCACAGCCCUCUCUCCCCAGCAGGGCCUUGCCAUUAAGAAAGUCACUAAACAGAGCCUGGAAUUUGGGCCUAAAUCCCAGGAUGAGAGUCUCACAGGCUCUCAGCCCCUAGAGCCUGGGGAUCACAUAGAAGAAGAGGGGGAAAAAGAGAAGGAAAGAAGAAUAGUCCCUCUGCCAGACAGCCCUGCAGAAGGGACACAGCUGCCCCAGAGCAGCCUGUCUGCAGGUCCGGAGGAUCUGAGCCCCAGUGAUUCAACCUCCUCAUCUGUGGCUCCUAGUGGGGGCCCUCGGCUCAGCACCCGCCUGGCUAACAGAGCGUGUAAGCUGCUUGGUCCUGGAAGCCCCCAGGACCGCCAGGCUGGAGAGGCAGAGCACUCAAACCUCACCAAGCCUCCUGGGGGCACUGCCCGGCACUCCUCUAGGCGCUACCACUGUACUGUGUGCAGCAAGGCCUUCUUGCAGCUCUGCCACCUGAAGAAGCACCAGUUUGUCCAUGCAGGGCAUAAACCAUUCCUUUGCACAGAGUGUGGCAAGAGCUACAGCUCUGAGGAGAGCUUCAAGGCCCACAUGCUAGGACACCGAGGAGUCCGGCCCUUUCCCUGCCCACAGUGUGACAAGGCCUAUGGCACCCGCCGAGACUUGCGAGAGCACCAGGUGGUACACUCGGGAGCCCGCCCCUUCACGUGUGACCAGUGUGGCAAGGCCUUCGCCCGGCGGCCUUCCUUAAGGCUUCACCGCAAGACCCAUCAAGUGCCUGCUGCCCCCACCCCAUGCCCCUGCCCCAUCUGUGGGCGCCACCUGGCCAAUCAAGGCUCCCUGAGGAACCACAUGCGCCUCCACACAGGUGAGAAGCCCUUCCUGUGCCCCCAUUGUGGCAGGGCCUUCCGCCAACGUGGCAACCUGCGGGGACACCUGCGCCUUCACACCGGUGAGCGCCCCUACCGCUGCCCACAUUGCACAGAUGCCUUCCCACAGCUGCCAGAGCUGCGGAGACAUCUCAUCUCCCACACAGGGGAGGCCCAUCUCUGCCCAGUGUGUGGCAAAGCCCUGAGGGAUCCCCACACGCUUCGAGCCCAUGAACGCCUGCACUCUGGUGAAAGGCCCUUUCCCUGCCCCCAGUGUGGCCGGGCAUAUACUCUGGCCACCAAGCUGCGACGCCACCUCAAGUCUCACCUGGCAGACAAGCCUUUCCGCUGCCCAACCUGUGGCAUGGGCUACACCCUUCUUCAGAGCCUCAAAAGACACCAGCUCAGCCAUCAGUCUAAAGGCCCAAAUGGCUGCGCUUCCACCUCAGCCAAGCCCAGCAUGGUGCUGCUCCAGGCAGAGACAGAGCUGGUAGUCACCCCAAGCGAAGAGGAUUCCUCCCCUACCCCAACCUCUUCCCCAGCAGAUGUCAUCGAGAUUUCCAUUUCAGAGAGUGAGGACAGAUGCAUUGUGGUUCAGGAAGAGCCAGGACCCGGGCAUAGCCUGGUCCUCAUUCAAGAGGGUAUGGCAGGUUUCAGCACUGUGGCUGAAGUGGUGGAAGUUGAGACAGGCCCCUAACAUUGUUCUGCUCCCAGCUGGCCCUCCGGAAAAAUCCCUUCUAUAAAAAUGUCUUAUUUUCUAGUUGCUUGGUAUUGAGUGUCUCCCUGGACCUGAUCUCUCUUUGUAUUGUCUAACUGGAACCAGAAGGAUAUGGCAAAUGGUUCCUCGAUAUAGCAAGGGACCCCCCUAUGACUUCCUCCUUUGGAAAGCUCCAAGUGCUCAUGUCAGUGUGAAUUGUUGCCUGCUCUGAACCCAGUUAUCCCAGGAGGCCGAGCUGGGGUGCCAGCUGUUUCUGCACACCUGGCUCAGACAGAAAUUUCCAGCCGGGGCUUGUGGGCUUGUCACUCCCUCACCAGGGAGAGUGGAAAGACAGGAGCAGUCUAAAAGGCUUUGAGCCAGAAUUGAGAACCUCCCCUUCAGGAAUGGGAGUGUCGUGGUGGCAUCCCUCAGCUCACCAAAUCCGGAUGGAGUGGACCAGCUGGCCUACUUUGGAGAUACAGAGAAAGACAA
This is a messenger RNA of Gracilinanus agilis (Agile Gracile Mouse Opossum), 2898 nucleotides long. RefSeq names its product zinc finger protein 408 (gene ZNF408). The transcript is spliced from 5 exons. The record is from RefSeq and is a predicted model, not a curated record. NCBI's taxonomy places the organism in Eukaryota, Metazoa, Chordata, Mammalia, Didelphimorphia, Didelphidae. The coding region runs from base 1 to 2406 and encodes 801 amino acids.